Molecule: messenger RNA, 234 nt
Organism: Rotaria sp. Silwood2
Lineage: Eukaryota; Metazoa; Rotifera; Eurotatoria; Philodinida; Philodinidae
Source: the annotation of a GenBank genome assembly
AUGACCUCUACAGAUGAGAUUUUCGAUAUAGUUAUUGUUGGAUGUGGUCCUGCUGGAAUAGCAGCAGCAAUCGAUUUGCAAGCAGUUUCACAAUUAAAAUUUAUUGUAUUCAAAGCUCGUAAUCGUGCUGGUGGUCGCGUUAGUACUGAUACAACUACAUUUGGUAUAAAUACACCUAUUGAUUUAGGUGCACAAUGGUUACAUCAUUAUCGACCUGAAAAUCCUUUCCCAUAA